Molecule: messenger RNA, 1380 nt
Organism: Schistosoma intercalatum
Lineage: Eukaryota; Metazoa; Platyhelminthes; Trematoda; Strigeidida; Schistosomatidae
Source: the annotation of a GenBank genome assembly
GGUCAAUAUAAUUUAUUUUAAUGUUUGAAAUCAUUCAAAUAUAUCAGUAUUACAGAUUAUACUAUAUGAAUAUAAUUAUAAUUCACAAAUUUUGUUUAAAUUAAUUAAGAAUAUUAAAUCAUAUCAAAAAUAUUUUAAUAAUAACGACUCAUCAUUGAUAAGACUUAAAUAUAAGUGUUUUAUAAAAUGUUAUUUUAGAAUAAUGUAAAUAAGGAAAGUAUCCUAUUGUAUUUUAAUGAGAGAACGAAAACGAAGAUUAGUGCAGUUCUGGCUGUCUUUAAGAUAAUAAAUGGGAUCUAUGUGUAUGAAACUUAUUGUAUUGUAUGUGAAAUAAAAUGAAGAUGUUGUUGUUUUGAAAGAAAAAAAGAGAUAGAAAAUGUUCAUUAAAACAAUACCAUUUCUUAAGAAGUAUACACUUGUACUAAUAGUAAAUCAAUAUUAUAUUAAGUAGUAUAUAAUUCAAAAGGAAAAAAAGCAAGAAAAACAAAGAGAGAAGUAAAAAAAAGUGCAGAAUAUAAUACUUAAUCAUAUUAUGUUUAAGUAUAAUUAAGAUUUUUGUUAUUCAUUAUAAAUAUGACAAGUGUUUGUACAGUUACUAAGUAACGUUUCAAUGUUAUUAGUUACAAGUAUCAUUGACAAUGAUGAUAAUGAUGAUGAUGAUGAUGUUACAAGCUAUACAUCAUCGAAUAAUUCAUCUGAAGCAAAAUUAAUCAAAUCAUCACAACAUAGAACAAAGUCACGUAGAUCAAUUAGCGCCGGUACACGAAGAGAUAUCAAUGAUGAUAAAAGUAAUAGAUCGAAACAAUCAGUAAUGAAUAAUAACAAUCAAAUAUCAUCAUUAAUGAAUAGACGACAAUAUAUUGUUAAGCCAAUAGUUGGCACAAAUAACAUUAGGAAUUAUCAUCAAAAUAAUUAUUAUUCAUAUUCGGAUAGUUAUGAAAAUGAUCAUAAUGGUAUAAUAAAUGAUACAAUAAUGGGUAAAAAACGUCUUAUCACUAUAUUACAACAUGCUAAUGAAACAGAUAAUUAUGUACCGAAAGCCGAAGAAAGUUUUCCAGAUAGAUCAUUUUCUAUUAUAAAUGAAAAGAGUCGGUUGAAUAAUUCAAAUGGGUUGAUUUCAUCAGAUCAAGAAAACGGUAUGAGGAUGCUGUUGCUGCUGCUGCUGCUGAUGAUGAUGAUGAUGAUGAUGAUGAUGUAAUCAAUGUGACUAACUCUCAUUCACUUUCUAUUACUUCAUUUUUUUUAAUUAUAAUUAUUACAAUUAUAUUGAUAUGUAAUGAAAAAACAAUUACAUAAUAAUUUAAUUUCUAUUUAAUUCAUAUUCAAUUAAUUUAUAUCUUAACCAUAUAAAUAUAAUAAUAACUGGUAUAUUUAAUAUCA